AUGUCUCUAUUCACAAAGCGCGCUGUGGCCGGCAGUAGCCGCGCCCUGUCGUCGAUCAACAAGUCUGCCCUUGUGGCCGCACGCGCAUCUCGAGCCUACUCUACGCCCGUUGAGAGCGCCGGUGUGUCGUUCGGACUGAGCGAAGACCAGGAGGCCUACCGCGAUUUGGCACGCAAGUUUGCCCGCGAGGAGAUCAUCCCCAACGCGCGUCACCACGACCAGACCAUGGAGUACCCUACCGAGAUUCUCAAGAAGGGUUGGGAAGUUGGUCUUCUCAACACGCACAUUCCUGAAGAAUACGGUGGACCCGGUCUGGGCCUUAUGGAGUGCGCACUGAUCUCUGAAGAGCUCGCUUUCGGUUGCUCCGGCAUUCAAACCGCUAUGGAGGCCAACGGUCUUGCCGAAGCCCCGCUGCUCGUCUCGGCAUCUCACGAGAUCAAGCAGAAGUACCUCGGUCGCAUGACCGAAGAGCCCUUGAUGGCCGCUUACUGUGUCACCGAGCCAGGUGCAGGUUCGGACGUGGCCAACAUUGCCACCAAGGCCGAAAAGCAGGGUGACAAGUGGGUCAUCAACGGUAGCAAGAUGUGGAUCACCAACGGCGGAAAAGCUAACUGGUACUUUGUACUCGCCAAGACCGAUCCCAGUGCCAAGGCUGCCAAGUCGAUGACUGGUUUUGUCGUGGAUGCUGACACGCCCGGUAUCAUUGUGGGCAAGAAGGAGAUCAACAUGGGUCAACGAUGUUCGGACACGCGCCAGAUUACGUUUGAAAACGUCGUGGUUCCGGAGGAGAACAUUCUGGGCAAGCCCGGUGAUGGGUUCAAGACUGCCAUGGGUGCGUUUGACAUUACUCGUCCGUUGGUGGCUGCUGGUGCGGUUGGAUUGGCCCAACGUGCGCUGCACGAAGCCGCCAUCUACGCGCAGGACCGAAAGACGAUGGGUAAAGCGAUUAUCGACCACCAGGCGAUCGCCUUCCUGCUCGCCGACAUGCAGAUGAACGUCGAAGCCGCCCGAAACCUCGUGUGGAAAGCCAGCUGGGCCAAGGACCAAGGUCAGCGUAACUCGUUCUGGGCUUCCAUGGCCAAGUGCCGAGCAGGCGAAGCUGCAAACUUCAACGCUGACGCUGCAGUACAGAUCUUCGGUGGCUUGGGCUUCAACACCGAGAGCCCCGUCGAGAAGCUCUACCGAGACGCUAGGAUCUUCCGUCUGUACGAAGGAACCGAUCAGAUCCAGCGACUCAUCAUCUCCAGGCACAUCAAGGAGCUCUUCGCACAGUAA
This is a messenger RNA of Mycosarcoma maydis (corn smut), 1275 nucleotides long. Its product is annotated as putative acyl-CoA dehydrogenase, medium-chain specific. Gene Ontology annotation, biological process: medium-chain fatty acid catabolic process; fatty acid beta-oxidation. Bases 1 to 1275 code for a protein of 424 amino acids. Lineage: Eukaryota; Fungi; Basidiomycota; Ustilaginomycetes; Ustilaginales. The transcript has a single exon. Gene Ontology annotation, molecular function: flavin adenine dinucleotide binding; medium-chain fatty acyl-CoA dehydrogenase activity. The record is from RefSeq and is a predicted model, not a curated record. Gene Ontology annotation, cellular component: mitochondrion.